AAUAAUCAUUGCACUAUAAUAUUUGAACAUAAAAACGUAUUAUUUAUUUUUUGGAAACAGUCUUACCAAAGUCUUACUUAAUACAAGUUGUGACUCUAUAUAGUGACCUUAAUACAAUACUUCCACUGUAAAAAAAUACUUCAAAUAACUAUGGCAGAACCCGAGCCCAAUCAAUUAAUGUCGUGCCCGUACAACAUGGCACACCAGGUCGAACAUUAUCGUAUGCACAUCCACCUCCAGAAAUGCAGGAAACAGUACCCCAAUUGUAAGAAAGUAACCUGCCCAUUUGAUGCUACUCACAUUGUCAAUGAUGUAGAACUGGAUUACCACGUGACCUACUGUCGCAAGCGCGUCAUGCUUGACUCUCAGAUAUACGUGAUGGAUGAUGACUACCGACCUGUCGUGGAGGUGCAGCCGCCGCCGGCCGUGAUACCCUGCGACGAGAACUGGGAUGAUGAAGUAACAACGUCGUACAAGCCCGAUAUGUCCAAGAAGGGUGCUCAUAUAAUUACUAAGAUUAAGGGUGCUACGCCCUCCGAGAGACGAAAGGCUCGCAUGGACGGCAUCAAGAAUUAUAGACCAUUGGAGAACUAAUUCAGUGUACCUCUAAAUGUUACUACAAAACUCGUGACUUCAUCUGCCAAAAAUAAGAAGGAUUGAAGGGGUGAAUCCCCUUCUAAAUUAGUUAUUAAGAUUACAGGUGGCAUAUAUCCCUAUUGACUACCACUAAUUGUUGCUAAAGUAUCAGCAAUUUCAUCUGCACAAACAAGAAGGGGUGAAAUGGGGGAUGAAUCUCUGUUAAGAUCAAAAAUGGCAUAUAUGUCUAUAGACCACCACUAAUUCUUAUUUUACUACCAGUGAUUUCAUCUGCACAAACACGAAGGGGUGAAAUAGGGGAUGAAACUCUUCUAGAUUAUUUAUUAAGAUCAAAGGUAGCUUAUAUCCCUGUAGACUACUACUGACUAUUAUUAAAGUACCCAUGAAUUUAUCUGCAUAAAAAAAAAAGGAUGAAAUAGGGAUGAAUAUCUUCUAGAUUAUUAAGAUCAAAGGUUGCAUUGCCCCAAUAGAUCACUGGAGAAAUAAUAUAAUUAAUGAUAGCUCUAAUAGUCAACGAACAACCUGUGACUCACAAACAAGAAGGGAUGAAAUCUCCUAUUUCAUCCCUUCAUGAAUCUCCUUCUAGAUUAUUUAUAAGCCGCUUGAGAUUAAUGUAAUUCAUUAUGACAGUAACUAUUAUAACUCCCUUGGACUUCUCAAAUGGCCUAUGUCCCUUCUCAUAAUUCUAUAUUAAAUAAUAAAAAAUACAAAUUUUCACAAAAUAAAUAUAUUUUUUAUCUAUAUUCUAAAUUACCACACAAACCGAGCUUAAAUAUUAUUGUAAAAUUCAUACUGAUGUUGUAUUUAUGAUGUGUAUUUAUUUAUUGACCGGCUGCUAAUGGCCAUUAUAAUAUAUAACUUAAAUAAGUCUUAUAGUUAUAAGGUCGUAACUAGUGUUGUAAUUUAACUUAUGUAUUUUACAUAAUUACGGUACAUUAUAAAUAAAUAAAUAAUAAAUAACCCUGUACAAUUAACACAGCGCCAUCUACUCCUAAGAUAAACAGAGCUUGUGUUAUGAGAGAUAACUGAUUUAAAUAUAUUUUUCUUUGUAAAUACUAACAUAACAUGCAAACAAACAAACAAACACCCAGACCGAUACAAAUAAUCAGGGAUGUUAUGGAUGUGAAAUAUCGGAUAUGGAUAGAUUUCGGAUAUAGGAAUGAUUAUCAUACCGGAUACGGAUAUGAAAUUAUUUCGGUUUAACCGUUAGUUUCGGACAAUUUCAUUUGCGGAUAUUAAAGUAAAAUACAAAUAGCUAAUAAAAAUGGUUACAUAACAUAUCUCAUUAGGCUCCGUCACGUAUAUUAUAUACCGUAUCGGAUAGU
Achroia grisella is the source of this 1922-nucleotide messenger RNA. RefSeq names its product gametocyte-specific factor 1-like (gene Gtsf1). The transcript has 4 exons. Bases 151 to 594 code for a protein of 147 amino acids. The record is from RefSeq and is a predicted model, not a curated record. Lineage: Eukaryota; Metazoa; Arthropoda; Insecta; Lepidoptera; Pyralidae.